CCAUUAUAAAAAAAAUCCAUAUUCCAGGUGAAUGUCAUAGGGCGGCUAUAGCCGACACAUCAAUGUGACAGUGGCUAGCAUCAUCUUCAUUCAGCUUCCACCUCUUACUACCAACCGAGGUAGUACAUGUGUGUAAUCCUUCGCUCGAUCGUCGGACAAGCUAUUUAAGCUAUGUCCGGGCGAACGCGCAUGCUUAGUCGGUCGACACAAUUGUAGCUGAUCGUGCGGAACACGGCACCCGGUGCGAGGAUAACCUAAGGUGCAUAUGUGUAGAGCGGCAGGAUUUAUAAACGGACUGUGCGCAUAUGAUGUGAAAAAUGAAGAUAUCUAAUAGUAGUGUUUAAACCGUGUAUGACUUGAUGGUGACAUUGUGAAUGGUUUGUGAAAUUGUCUGUUUGAAAUUAAAAAAAAAACGGACUUCGAAAUAGUUUCUUGUGUGACUGAGAGUGAACUGUGAAUAGUGAUUUGAUAGAAGGACAAUUUGUUGUUUAUAUAAAUACAUAAGCUCGAAUUCCUCAAAAUAGAGCAGACAGAGGUUCAGCAAACAGAGUCCCUUUAAAUAUUCGAAGCAUUGAGUGUUUUUCUCUUGCUCAAAAUGUUAGUAUUUCGAGCGGUCGGACUCCUGCUACUUUUUCAGACAAGUUGUACCGUUGCGCAACUUUUUGGAGAUAGCCAGAAUGCACUAGCACCGGUCAGCGGUAGGCGAAACGUGCUCCGGCAAGGCGAUGGAGCCGUUAGCCACGAUCACACCCACAUCGAGACGAUCGAUGUCAAAUGUGAUCAGCGCAAUGGUAUGCUCGUGACGGUACAGUUCGAGGAUGACUUCCGAGGAGUUAUCUACAGCCAGGGCUACCACAACGAUCCAAAAUGCCGAUACGUGCAGGCGAACCAGGGUGGCAAGCAGUUUACCUUCACCGUACCGUACGACAGGUGCGGCAGCAAACCAUCCUGUGCUGUGUGCGCCUCGGUCGACAAUGUGCUCGUCAUACAGACGGACGAGGAAGUACAGGAGGCCUGGGAUACGGCUCGACGUAUUUCCUGUAGCCAGAGCGAGCAACAGCAAAACACGAUCAUCUUCAAACCGUUCGUCGUCGAUCAGCUAGAAGUGGUCAAUGUGCCUACAUCAACUGGCGGUGUCGAGUGUUGGAUGGACAUCCAGCGCGGCGUCUAUCCGAGCAUUUCGCCCAUCCCGAGCAUUAUCAAAAUCGGGGAGGCACUCAGCGUGCUAGUGUACUUGCGUGAUCCGAAGGGCGAAUACGAUGUGUCGGUGAAGGAUUGUUAUGCGUUUGAUAGUCCGGAUUAUGAUGCAGCAACUACUGCACGUCUUCAGUUAUCUGACAAGAAUGGGUGUUCGCGUAAGAAGAAGCUGUUUGGACUGUGGCAAAAGACGACACAGACUGGCAGUUCGGGCGCUACACUAGUUGUACACAACAGCAUCAAAGCAUUCAAAUUCCCCGACCGCAUGCAGGUGUUCCUUAAGUGUGAUAUUGAAAUUUGUCGCGGCGGUUGUGGACCGCAGGUAUGUGCUGAAGAGAAUCUUAUUAGCACCGUCGAAACUACUACCAGACGUCUAACGCCAACGCGUGGACGACCAACACCAACUACAUCGUUAGCUCCGGCCGUUCCAACACGUGGUCGUCGCCCACCGGUAACGCCUGCUCCACCUCAACCACAAUACACGGUUCCGGUAACUCAGCCUCCACGGCGUGGUACACGUCCUCCACGCCCGGUGGAAACAACACCACCGACGGCUUCACCAAGACGCACGCGUCCACCAAAUACACGUGCGCCUGUGGUGGUACAAACGACGGAAUUUACAUGUUUGCCUGGUUCAACAGACGAUCGCUGCAACGACGUGAUCGUCACGCAACGUCCGGACUGUUCCAGUGGAUCUCGCGAUCCACGCUGUCGCUCUCGUGGCACACGGCCGACACAAACCACGCCCCCAACGACACCGGCACCGCUCCGAUGUUUCCCCGGUUCGACGGAUCCCCGUUGCCCAACCACUUUCCGACCUUCGGUACGACCAACAAGACCAGUACCGUCUCCUGCAGCGCCGCGAUUCUCAACCACAACUGAAGAGGAUGAUGACAGUGUACCAAACUGUCUGCUACGAUCCAACGAUCCACGCUGUGAGGAAGUAUCCAUCUUCUUACCGGUGAUUCCAGGGGACCAGGUUACAACGAAGACACCGAUUGUACCAACUGUACCAUCGGUAACGCCCAGCACAGCUUUAAAUUGUUUCCCAGGCUCAAACGAUCCACGUUGUAGAACGCCCGUACUCCGUUGUCCGCCGGGAACGUCAGAUCCCCGUUGUCCAGGAUUCGUGCGUCCACAGGAACCGAAGGAUACAGCUACAUAUUUACCACCAGUUGACAAACCUAACUGCUAUCCAGGUUCAGCAGACCCACGUUGUCCUCAAACGACUGCUGCUCCACGAUGCUAUCCAGGAUCAAACGAUCCUCGCUGUCCUACGACACCAAGGCCGACACCAACCACACAACCGCCAUUGCGUUGCUACCCUGGUUCUACGGAUCCUCGGUGUCCACAGACUACUCCUCGAGCAAUUCCAACAACGACACCUGCUCCGGUUUGUUAUCCGGGCUCAAAUGAUCCCCGUUGUCCGAAACCAACACCCACGACUCAGCCACCUUUACGAUGCUAUCCAGGGUCGACCGAUCCUCGAUGUCCUCAAACUACCCCUCGCCCAGUGCCUACAACUACACCAGCCCUACGCUGCUACCCAGGAUCGAACGAUCCUAGAUGCCCAACCACUCCUAGACCACCACCAACUACUCAGCCACCACUUCGGUGUUACCCAGGAUCGACCGAUCUUCGUUGCCCGCAAACUACUACACGGCCUGCGCCAACAACCACACCAGCUCCAGUUUGCUAUCCGGGAUCCACUGAUCCACGAUGCCCUCAAACUACUACACGUCCUGUUCCCACAACAACUCCUGCGCCACGUUGCUAUCCAGGAUCUAAUGAUCCUCGAUGCCCAACAACUCCUAGACCAACACCAACUACUCAGCCACCACUACGCUGCUACCCGGGAUCGACCGAUCUUCGCUGUCCUCAAACCACUCCUCGGCCCGUGCCAACGACCACACCAACUCCGGUCUGCUAUCCAGGUUCAACAGAUCCCCGUUGUCCGAAACCAACACCCACAACCCAGCCGCCUCUGCGAUGCUAUCCUGGAUCAACCGAUCUUCGUUGUCCACAAACCACUACUCGUCCAGUGCCAACAACUACACCAGCUCCAGUUUGCUAUCCGGGAUCGACUGAUCCACGAUGCCCUCAAACUACUACACGCCCUGUUCCCACAACAACUCCUGCGCCACGUUGCUAUCCGGGAUCUAAUGAUCCUCGAUGCCCAACAACUCCUAGACCAACACCAACUACUCAGCCACCACUACGCUGCUAUCCAGGAUCGACCGAUCUUCGCUGUCCGCAAACCACUCCUCGGCCCGUGCCAACAACCACACCAGCUCCAGUCUGCUAUCCAGGUUCAACAGAUCCCCGUUGUCCGAAACCAACACCCACGACCCAGCCGCCUCUGCGAUGCUAUCCUGGAUCAACAGAUCUUCGUUGUCCACAAACCACUACUCGUCCAGUGCCAACAACUACACCUGCUCCAAGAUGUUACCCAGGAUCGAAUGAUCCGCGAUGCCCGACCACUCCACGCCCAACCCCAACCACCCAGCCUCCUCUACGCUGCUAUCCGGGAUCCACUGAUCUGCGGUGUCCUCAAACUACAACUCGCCCAGUGCCAACGACAACUCCAGCCCCGCGUUGUUACCCAGGGUCGAAUGAUCCUCGCUGUCCGACCACCCCACGACCGCCACCAUCCACUCAGCCACCACUGCGUUGCUAUCCGGGUUCUACCGAUCUUCGCUGUCCACAGACAACUAUUCGUCCUAGUCCAAAGUGUUAUCCAGGAUCGCUUGACCCCCAAUGUUCUGACAAGCAAGAUUCGGAAACAUAUCUGCCUCCAGUGGAAGUACCAAAGCCAACUACAACUCAGCGUCCAGCAUGCUAUCCAGGGUCGACCGAUCCACGAUGCCCAACGACAGCACGUCCUACGCCUACGACAACGUCGGCUCCCCGUUGCUAUCCAGGUUCGACCGAUCCUCGAUGUCCUCAAACUACCCCUCGCCCAGUGCCUACAACUACACCAGCCCUACGCUGCUACCCAGGAUCGAACGAUCCUAGAUGCCCAACCACUCCUAGACCACCACCAACUACUCAGCCACCACUUCGGUGUUACCCAGGAUCGACCGAUCUUCGUUGCCCGCAAACUACUACUCGGCCUGCGCCAACAACCACACCAGCUCCAGUUUGCUAUCCGGGAUCCACUGAUCCACGAUGCCCUCAAACUACUACACGUCCUGUUCCCACAACAACUCCUGCGCCACGUUGCUAUCCAGGAUCUAAUGAUCCUCGGUGCCCAACAACUCCUAGACCACCACCAACUACUCAACCACCACUACGCUGCUAUCCAGGAUCGACCGAUCUUCGCUGUCCUCAAACCACUCCUCGGCCCGUGCCAACAACUACACCAGCUCCGGUCUGCUAUCCAGGUUCAACAGAUCCCCGUUGUCCGAAACCAACACCCACAACCCAGCCGCCUCUGCGAUGCUAUCCUGGAUCAACCGAUCUUCGUUGUCCACAAACCACUACUCGUCCAGCGCCAACAACGACACCUGCUCCAAGAUGUUACCCAGGAUCGAAUGAUCCGCGUUGCCCGACCACUCCACGCCCAACCCCAACCACCCAGCCUCCUCUGCGCUGCUAUCCGGGAUCCACUGAUCUGCGGUGUCCUCAAACUACAACUCGCCCAGUGCCAACGACAACUCCAGCCCCACGUUGCUACCCAGGUUCGAAUGAUCCUCGAUGCCCAACAACUCCUAGACCACCACCGACUACUCAACCACCACUACGUUGCUACCCAGGGUCUACCGACCUUCGCUGCCCGCAGACUACUCCGCGCCCAGUACCAACCACAACCCCUGCACCCAGAUGCUUCCCAGGAUCAACAGAUCCUCGCUGUCCUACGACACCAAGACCUACUUUGCCACCAACUCAACCACCACUUCGAUGCUACCCAGGAUCGAAUGAUCUACGCUGCCCGCAAACAACACCUCGUUUCGUACCAACAACACGCCAACCGUGCUAUCCCGGCUCCCCAGAUCCUGCGUGUCCGCGACCAUUUGUCACCACCACACCGUCUUCGUGUUACCCAGGCUCACCUGAUCCCAACUGCCCGCAGCCUUAUCGACCAAGUAGCACUAAUCCUCCUGCUACUUAUUUGCCACCAUUCCCUGCAGAAUCUGGUGCCCGCUCAGCGCGACAUCUCAGCCCAGAAACACUGAACGAUAUUAACGCAUUGGCCGAUUCGACGAACACGGAUGUGGCUGCGGUUGGUUCGGUGGCGGUGGAAACUGAAGGUGCUUCAGAUUCAUCCUCGCUGGCCAGUACAACAAGAGCAAAGCGAGAUACUAACCUGGUAAACGAUUUAGAUGGAGAACCGGCUAAGGAAAUCAUUUCCAUUACACUCAACAUUAAGGGUUACCAGUUUGAACAGGAUUCGUAAAGUCGCCGUCAUCUGAUGUUGAAUUGCUAUCUUCUGCUUAAUACUCAUCCGUACCAAUAAACGGAAGCCAAUAUAUUCAACAGCGCAGCGAAAAGACAGAAGGAUUACAUUCAAAUAAUUUCUUCAUCACUUACUGCCGGAUAGGGUCUGCGCGCGUUGAAAUAGAUGUAGCAAUCGUUGUAAAUAAAUUAAAUAAAAUUCUCCCCAAACGUCCAUUCAAUGGGCGAGUAUGGCUAUAAUUAUAAA
Molecule: messenger RNA, 5839 nt
Organism: Anopheles funestus (African malaria mosquito)
Lineage: Eukaryota; Metazoa; Arthropoda; Insecta; Diptera; Culicidae
Gene: zye
Product: proteoglycan 4
Exons: 5
Coding region: 596-5593 (1665 amino acids)
Source: RefSeq, a predicted model, not a curated record